This is a messenger RNA of Closterium sp. NIES-65, 738 nucleotides long. The record is from the annotation of a GenBank genome assembly. Lineage: Eukaryota; Viridiplantae; Streptophyta; Zygnematophyceae; Desmidiales; Closteriaceae.
AUGUAUUUCACCCUCUACUACAUAGUCACUCGCCUCCCUGACUCUCUCUGCGUAGACAAGGACCACUUCCUCGAAGUUUGCCCCACCACUCUCACCACUGACCUCCUUGAGAAGAGCCUCCUAGCAGCAAAGAAGAGCAUAGUCGCUGUAGGAGCCUCUCGUGGUGACCCUCGCACCCCCGUCUUUGAGAGUCGGUCGGCGUUGCGUCUGCCCCUAGCGAGAAACGCGGCAAGGGAGGCAAGGGCACUGGAGGGGCUAGCGGGGGCGGUGGAGGUGGUGGUGGAGGCAGUGGAGGGGCUGGCGGUGGUGGUGGGAGUGGUGGCGAGGGUGGCGGCGGCAGCGGUAGCAUUGAAGGCGGAGGAGGCGGCAGUGGUGGCGGAGGGAGCGGAGGCGGCGGAGGUGGCGGAGGAGGCGGAGGUGAAGGAGGUGGUGGAGGCGGCAGCGGUGGCGGUGGUGGAGCGGGUCGCAACUCUGCGUAAAGGAGUGGGUCAGCGCGGUGGGGGUACUGGUCCCUGCACUUACGUCCUCCGUACCUGCGACCUAACUGGUGAGCAGUGGGCAGGCCUGCACUCCACCCAGCGCUGCUUCGAUCGCCUGACGGACGCGUGGCAUCUCCAGUUCCCUGAGGCGUCAGAUAUCCCUCGCUGGGGAGAUCUGUCUAGGGCGGGGGUUGCCAUCUUUGAUCUUGACUAUGAUGCUAUCCUUGCUGCCAUGUAUGCUGUGACUACUAGUGUUUAG